Saccostrea cuccullata (small rock oyster) is the source of this 495-nucleotide messenger RNA. RefSeq lists its product as uncharacterized. The record is from RefSeq and is a predicted model, not a curated record. The coding region runs from base 1 to 495 and encodes 164 amino acids. Lineage: Eukaryota; Metazoa; Mollusca; Bivalvia; Ostreida; Ostreidae. The transcript has a single exon.
AUGUAUUUACCUGUAUCUUUGAGCGAUCUCAGCAACGUAGAAUUGCACGUUUUUUCUGAUGCAUCAGAAAAAGCCAUUGCAGCUGCCGCAUAUCUAAAAGUCGUAGAUGCAGACAACAAUACCUACCUUGGAUUCAUUCUAGGCAAGUCCAAAUUAGCGCCAGUCAAAGGACAUACUAUUCCCAGAUUAGAAUUGUGUGGAGCCGUCCUUGCAUCAGAAAUUGGGAAUAGUGUAUUAGAACAGUUAGACAUGAAACCUAGUGUGGUGAAGUACUAUACAGACAGUAAAGUUGUUCUGGGAUACCUUUAUAAUGAGACAAAACGAUUCUACACGUAUGUGUCAAAUCAUGUGUGCAAAAUACUGAAAAGAUCUUCUGCUGAUCAGUGGAGUUACGUACCAUCUAGCAAAAAUCCAGCAGACUGUGCUACACGAGAAAAUACUUCAUGUGAACAACUUACAAGCAGGAAUGGCUACAAGGACCUCGAUGGCUUUUAG